AAGUCAACACGAAGUUUAUGAAAUGUGUUGUAUAUAUUUUGUCUUCGAUACGUUGCAGAUAUGGGUGUCGGACAAUACCUUGGAGCAAAUGCCAAUGUGGUGUCCACCCACACCGCCCCAGCAAGAUACCGACGUUUAUGUAGACCAUAAUAUGUCCUUCCUGUACGAAUCGACCGUGAUGUCUGAAUCGCAGCUCCCUCCUGUAUAUGUGAAGAAAGAAGCAAAACGUUCCCGACAUGAUGCGGCUCUCAUUGAAGCUCGACGUGCCUUGAAAAUCCAGCGCAAAGACGAAGCUGUUUAUGCCCCCAGAUCAUUAUUUGAGCGUCCAUCUCCUGCACUGGUUAAAAUGCGGCGGGAUCUCAAACUCCAGAAAUACAGAGGUAUCGUAAGACCCCUAGUACCUGUGCCUGGAAUAAAGAUGGGCGUAAGUUUGAAACCCACAUCGGAACCGCUAUGUCUUCAUAACUGGACCGUGCACGAAGAUAUGGCGUUACUAAAAGCCGUUCAGUCCUACCAGGGACUGCCACUAAAUUUGCUGAUUAUUUCACCGGGACACACGCCCAAUUGGGACUUCGUCGCUGAUUACGUCAACAGUGCUUCGAUAACAUAUCGAUCUCCAAAACAUUGUAGACACAGAUACGAGACCGUUAUAGUUCCUCGUGAAGAAGGCAAGCAAGUAUUCGAUAACGCUGCACGUAAGAAAAAGAACAAAACAGGACUUCACAAAUUUCCGACUCAGAAAACAAGCAGACCCAUGAGGACGGCUCAACUUUAUGCUCAAGAUAAUAAUACGACAUUCUCGCAAACAAUGGUGCAGAGAUUCGACGCUCUCAAGGGAAUUACUAAUAAACGAGCUCCCGCGUCUAAAAUCGUUAUUAAUAAUCCGCUACUAAAGAACCCUAAGCACACAGCGGUAUUAAACGAAUGCGGUAUCGAUCUGGAUCACCCCGUGUUACCUGUGGAGGUAGCAGCUAGAAGAGCUGAAAGAAUUGCAAGAGAAAAAAAGAAUAUGACUCCAGAGCAACUAGCUGUGGCUCAAAGGUUACAAUUAAUGAAGUCUGGGCAAAUUUCUGCAAGUCAAUUGGCUCAAGCAACAGCCCAAGCCCCAGGUCAAGGCUCGUCUUCACCUUCAGUAACAACAUCAAUUGUUGUUCCUCAAACUCAACCUAUUCUCCAAACGUCCACAGUGACGACGGUCACGACAACUAUCGUAUCUACACCCAGUACUCCUCCAGGUGUCCAUCGAACGCAGAGGAUUGUUGCAUCACCUAUUCAAAACCCAACAGUGGUGUCGGUUUCAGGACUAAGUCCUGCUCAAAUCCAACCUACAACACAACGUCUUAUUGUAUCAGGAACUCCAGGGCAAACGAAAGCAGUCGUCGGAACUACGACUGGGAAAACAAUAAGCCCAGCACAGCUACAAAUGAUCAGACAGGCCACAAUCAAACAGCAGCAGCUGAGAUUACAAGCCACUGGUGGAAAUGUUGGUGGAACUACUCCAGGUGGUGCCAAGACAUCGACGGUGGUCACCAUCGCUGGACAGGCGGUGCAAUUCACCCAGACACAACCUCGAACUCAAUUUGUAAAACAAGGUGCUGUAACAGUGGCUGGUAAACAGGGCGUCGCUCGCACUAUGACAGAAUCGGAAAUGGCUGCCCAUCUUCUUAAAAGACAACAUCAGCUACAACAAAAAGUGUUGGCUUCUGGAACGGUGGCCUCCGUUUCUCAGACCAACACCACAAUACAAAGUUUGUCCCCUCAGGUAUUUGCUCAGGCCAUUCAACAAGCCGGAACAUCUGGAACCCAGGUGGCCACCCUAGUCAAAACUGUGUCCACUUCUGGGGGUGGAGGCACUCAGACCUUAACAAUUCCUGUUUCGACAGUUACUAUAGCCGGAGCUCCUGUAAAGGCUGCUACAGGAGUGACACCAGGCAGUGUCAAGGCAUCGACUCCUCAGCAACAACUUCGUCACAUGCAAAUUCAACAACAAUUAUUAGCCCAAAAGAAAUUGGUGAAUCAGAAGAUUGCUGGCAUUGCCCAAGUAACAGGCAAAGGAGGCGUCGCAACGCAGUUGAUUGUGGGGUCGAAGCCUUUGCCGACUUCCAUGACCCUUCAACAAUUCCAACAAGUAGUCAGAUCACCUCUCACUGUGCCCCAAGGACCUGUUGUAUUGGCUAAAGGUUCUCCAAGGGUAAUUCCUGUUAAUACAGGACAAGGAACGAAGCAAGCCAUUCAGGUUGUUGCCGCAUCUUCUCAGGGUCUAACGACGUCCAUCCGUCCUCAAACGACUUCAACACUGGCGGGUGCCCUGACAGGUAUUAAAGUACAAGGUGGUGCUAGCACUCAAGCACAACAGGCAUUCCUAUCCCAAGUAUCAGCUGCUUUACAAAGUCAGGCAGUUGGAGUGCGUCAGAGCAGCCCUCUUCGUAUUCAAACUUCUACCGGUGCUCCUUUGGUCGCCGUGACCGUCCAGUCAGCUGCUAGUUUACAACAGCAGCAACAAGCUGCCGGGACUGGAGUCUCCGCAACAGGGAUGCAGCAACAGCAACAAAGUAGUGGUACUUCAGCAUCAUCCGAACGGGGCGGAGAACAAGUAAGUAGUAGAUACAUGAAGAAAUAAGGGAGAUAUGUAAUUUAGUUAAUUAGUUUUUUCGGUGUUUUUCUCGAAAUUCACCUUUUUUAUUGUUUGAAAUUUAAAUAUGUUAUAAAUAUAUAAAAAAAUGCGUGCGUGUUUCAAAGUAUUACACUAUAUUAUAAAUUUUUAAGUUUUAGUUGAGACGACGAUUUUCUAGAUUAACAAUUUGAAAGUAGCCAUUAUUAUUUCAUUUUAUUUAUAAAUUUCUUCACCUAAAUACUAAUAGUGGUAUAUAAUUUUAAUCAUAGACGUAGCAUUCCAUGCUAGUUUUAUUUUAUAAUUUAAUUUUUAUGUAGUGAUUGCUAUUUUCAAGUUGUGGAUCAUUAUGAACGGAUUUAAAUGCAAAGACGAUGAACAUAUCAUUUGUGAAUUUUUAUUUUAGUUAUUGUAAGUACAUGAUGAAACGGUUAAGACGUUGUUUUAGUCCUGUGAUAAUAAGUAAACUCUAAAGGAGCCUUUAUAAAUGUUAUGUCAAUAGUUUGUAUGUUAAUGACACCUACACUUGAGUCGUCCAUAACAUUUAAAUAAUUAUAUUUAAGCAAAUAGUAGCAAGUAGUUUUCCUUGCAUGAACCUAUUUGCAUCUGUAUACUAUUGUUCAAUGUUCAAAAAAGAUAGCAUGCUGAAACUUUUUUCAUAAUUAAAAUGAAAAAUCAUUAAAAAUUAUCUUAACUUCCAGGCUUGAGGCGAAGAGGACUGCACUAACUUGUAAUAUAGCUAUGUAUAUAAAAUCAAUAAAUAAGAUAGGUCUUUUAA
This is a messenger RNA of Agrilus planipennis (emerald ash borer), 3389 nucleotides long. Its product is annotated as helicase domino-like. Bases 23 to 2620 code for a protein of 865 amino acids. The transcript has 8 exons. The record is from RefSeq and is a predicted model, not a curated record. Lineage: Eukaryota; Metazoa; Arthropoda; Insecta; Coleoptera; Buprestidae.